Lachnellula hyalina is the source of this 1551-nucleotide messenger RNA. RefSeq lists its product as uncharacterized. Lineage: Eukaryota; Fungi; Ascomycota; Leotiomycetes; Helotiales; Lachnaceae. The coding region runs from base 1 to 1551 and encodes 516 amino acids. The transcript is spliced from 2 exons. The record is from RefSeq and is a predicted model, not a curated record.
AUGAAUACCUUUAUCACACUCUCGCUAGCUCUUGGAGCCUCUGCUCUUGUUGUGCCAAGAUCCUCAUGUUCCUUUGAGCUCACUGCAGCCGGUGGCCAGGCGGGGACAAUUGGACAGCUCUCUGACGGCCAAAACAGAAUUGGUGGUGGCCUUUCGGCCGCUACUUUCACAAUCAACAACAGUAGCAUUACCGAUGCUGCUGGACGUGGUUGCAUUUUGACCCCAUCCGUCGGUCAGUUCCAAUGUGAUGAAAACGCCAGUCCAGCAAACGGAUUCUCGAUUGAGAGCAAUGGCACUCUUGAGUAUUCCGGAAGUUCUACGUUUUAUGCCUGUGGAGCAUCCGACACGGAAUGGAAUCUGUAUACGGCUCCUAUCGUUGGUCAGGAUACUUGUGUUGAAAUCUCAUUGACUGCAAGCGGCUGCGGAACGACAACCUCGACUUCCGCGGCCCCAAGCGUUGUCACAGUGUCGAGUGUUGCUACCGUCACUGUCCAUGACUGUGCUCUGCCUUCAUCAACUGCCGCACUUGCUUCUUCGGCUCCAGCUGUUAUUCCUACUUCAGUAGCCACAGUUCCGAGCCCAGCCCCUAUUGCCACGUCUAGCUCAGUUGUUGUCCCAGUUGUUGUCAGCUCAGCAUCCACAAGCACCAUCGUGUCGGUUGCGUCUACUUCAGCCAUCACGUCGAGCGAGGUCUCCGUAGCGACCGUUCAAACUCUGCCUCCCGUCAAGGAGUCUUCAACCGUGGUCCAGUCAUCAGCUCCGGUCGUCUCUACAUCGACUGUUGUGCCUAUUGAGAAGACCUCCUCGGUCUUGGUUUCAUCCGAGGUCCUCAGUACUGCUACCACAUACUCUAGCAUCUCCUCCGUCGUACCCACACCAACUACGUCCACCUCAAUCGCUGUUACAUCCACCACGGCCUCAACGAGCUCCCUCUGGGUGAACACUAGCUCCGCCACCCCUACCACACUCUUGACCUCAUCCACCUCAUCCACCCCCGCCACAAGCGCAACAACCUCAUCAUCCUCCUGCGUUGCCACCUCCCUAACCGGCUCCUCCACCUCAGGAAACUACCAAUACCCGCACCUAAUCCUCCCCAUCACAUCCACAGCCCCCACCACCGCCCCCGACACAUCCUACUUCGGAACCGUCUCCAGCAACACCUCUAGCAUCUUCUCCUUCGACAUCCCCUCCACCUGGAGCGGCACAACCUGCAAUCUCAUCUUCCUUCUCCCCCUGCAAUCCGAACUCGAGACCUCCUCCUACACAUACAGCGGAUCCAGCCAAACCAUCGACUUCGAGCAGUUGAGCCGCAGUGGCAGCUCGAGCGGUGUAACCACAGAGACGACCUGGGAUAAUGCCCCAAGUGUGGAGGCAGAUCUUGGGAGCUUCGAUGUGCAAGAGGGCAGCAGUACGCUUGUUGAGAGCUUUGCGUGUGGGGAUUUCGCGGGCGGAAGUGUAGCGUUUGAGAUGAAGGCUGUGGGAGAUGUGUAUUUGAAUUUCUUCCAGGAUUGGAAUCCUAGUCCAUUAGGGCUUUAUGUUACGCAUUGCUAA